Hydractinia symbiolongicarpus is the source of this 4452-nucleotide messenger RNA. RefSeq names its product proton channel OtopLc-like. The record is from RefSeq and is a predicted model, not a curated record. Lineage: Eukaryota; Metazoa; Cnidaria; Hydrozoa; Anthoathecata; Hydractiniidae. Bases 153 to 1949 code for a protein of 598 amino acids. Gene Ontology annotation, molecular function: proton channel activity. Gene Ontology annotation, biological process: proton transmembrane transport. Gene Ontology annotation, cellular component: membrane. The transcript is spliced from 2 exons.
UGUAUUUGUUUUAAAAGAUCUGGGCUUGGUUUGUGUCACGCGAUUACACCGUGCUUAUUGCAAAGUGUUGUUUCAAACAAGAGGGUUUGUUCUCUUUUUGAUCACGCAGUUAUGCACUAACAUCUUGAUGUGUUUGUAAUCAAUUAUUCGAAAUGGCUGAUAAUUUUGUGACAGGAAAUGGUGAAGAAGAAGACUUGAUGGGAAAUAUUGAAAGUGAUACCGGUUCAAAAGAAGCAUCAGUCCCCCCACUUGGCAUUUCUCGACCUAGCUUUCUAACUCAAGUAAGAACUUGUGCCACAAUCCUUCUGCAAUUUAUUAAUUCUCUAAGUCCAAGCACAGAAAAUAUAAUUGCAUUUUUUUGGGCUGCUUUGAUAUUUUUUAUUGGUGUGAUAUUUGUUAUCGCACAAUACACAUCCAGCUUAUCAAAUUUAGUCUUUGUAUCUACAUAUUGGGUGUUGUUUACGUUUAUUACCAUUGGCAUAAUUGGAAUGUCAGCAGCCAUUGGAAAUCGUAAUAACUUAAAUUUUAUUAAAAAAAGUGUGGAUGAUCACGAUGAACAUCACGAGGAAACAGUUUCCAAAUACCUAAUAGGCAAUGCUUAUGUAUUUGCCACUGGUAAUUUUUUGAUUGAUUUAUUUUCCAUUGCAACAGUUUUUCAUUGCAGCUUGGGAACUAAUAUAGACCGUGAUAAAUAUGUAAACAAAUUCAUAUUUCAUUCUUCAAGAAUAAUCUUCACGUCGCUGCAGCUGAUUUUUUUGCAAAUAUUCACUGGCGUAAAAAUACAAAGAAAGUACCAACUUGUAUUUAAAGUUUUAGUUGUACAUCUUAUAGCAACUAAUUUUAACAUAUGGUUUACAUUUUUGUGCCAAGAAACUGGAAUAUUAUCAGGAGAUACCGAAGAAGGGACACACUCAGGUGAAUAUAAUAUCAGUUGUACAUCGACACCUAAUGAUACAGUGUAUGCAACGGCAAGAUAUAUGAGCGAGGUUUUGCAGCCCUUUAUUUUAGAAUUUAGUUUAUUGGCUGCAUCUUUAUUAUAUUCAAUAUGCCCGCUGAAUUUAACAAUUUCGCAACAAAGAAGUGAUGGCAGGAGAAAAUACAAUUAUGGAGCUGUCGAUGUUGUUCAAAGAGACGAUUCUAAAAUAUACAGAUCUGAUCCUGGUUUGUUGGUUGGUAUUUUUGUUGCCUUGCUUUUAGUCAUAUCUUCGUGGAGCCUUGGUGACAAGAAGCAUUUUAUUUAUGAUAUUCGAUUUAGUUAUUACAUGCAAAUCAUUAUGCAUAUCUUAAUUAUAAUGUGUUCUAGUAUAGUUCUCUAUGAACUUAAAACGUAUCACAAUAAAAAUCCACAAACAAGAAAAUACAAAAUCGAUGAUUACUUGUUGCUAAUAACAGGUCCGUGCGGCUUCUUACCCUUUUUAAUCACUGUUAUCUUCUCGGUUUCUGAAGAGAUAAGUCACGACAAACUGCGUCGUGUUCUUGAAUACACGGGAGAAGAUAUCUUAAAACAUACAACUGAAAUAAAAGUUUUAUUAGGAGUCCUGAGCACCAUUAAUGUAAUGUCAGUUCUUUUGCAAACAUAUUUCCUGUUAGAAGCACACUCUUAUGAUCGAGCUCGCUUUUCUGCUAUGAGUACACGGCGACAUUCGUCAGAUCUACCAGUGGAGACAGAACAACAAGAAAGGAAAAAGUUAAAAUCAGCUGCUCGCAUAGGACAAUGGCUAAUACUGUUACUGUUUGUAAACUUUGCUUUUUGGGUUACUGAUUCAUUUUUUGAAUUAAGAAAUGAUUUGAAGAGAACUUACAGCGUUUCUUCGGCUUAUUGGUCAAAGAGUACAUGGAAUCUUUUUGCAAAGUUUUUGUAUCCAAUUAUUAUUUUCUUCCGAUUUCAUUCAGUUGCUAUGAUUGCUCAUAUUUGGUUACAUUUUCGUGUAAAGAGAAAAAGCGCUUAAUUUUAUUGUUUAAAAGCUUGAUUUCCAUUAAAAUGCGUUACAAUUUUUGUGCGACUGUUGUAGAGAUAGAAAGAAUUCUAUUUUAAAAACAAGUUGUGCAACUGCAUCGAUGUACAAUAUGUAUUUGCAUUAAAUUCGAUACGGCUUUUACCAGCUCCAACUUUUUACAACUUCAUGAUUAUUUACCAGUUUUUGUUUUUAAUCGAGCUUUUGACACAUGUUCAGUAUAUUCAAAAUAUCUCUUUAACAUAUCUCUUUUUUAUAUAUAAACAUUUUUAUAUAUUAUAAAACAUUGAUAAAUCCACUACGAGUAUAUAUGAGUAUAUAAGAAAAUAAAGUCGUGAAAAAAACUGGAAUGGAGAAAAAAAUUCCAAACAAAAAAAACACCCUUCCUUCUUAAAGCUUUGGUAACACCCCUCCAUCAAUUUUUUUCGUUUAAAAAUACAUCGUUAUAUUGCUCUUAUUCAGCUCUACAAUAUCUUACUACAUCUUUUCAAAAUAAUUAUUCGUUUUCAAGUUAUAAUGCAUUUUAUCUAAAAUAGUACAUAAAAAUAGUACAUAAAUCAACGAUAGCUGACACGGUAAUUAUUCAAAUUUCGAAAUAAAAAAACACAAGAAUUUGCAGCCAGACGUGUAACUCUUUCAAAACAAAUUGUUUCGCUAGUUUUUGACGAAAUGGAGGGGAGUUAUUAACGCAAACACGCAAUAUAUCGACCGAAUUUCUUGUUUCGAGAAAAAAAGCUCUAAACAUUUCUUUUGGUACCUGUGAAAAAGUGUAGUAUUGGAAUUUUAACCUUGUUAAUAAUUGAUGAGUCGAAACAUUUUCGGUAUAAAAUUAAAGUAAGUUAAAAAUUUGUGUUGAUAAAUGUGAAACAUGGUUUCUAAACGUACAAAUAAAAACGAUGAUAAUAGAAAAUAUUUUUAUAAUAACAGUAUGUAAAGGGAAAAGUAUAACAGUAUAACUUCACAAAAAAAAAUAAAAAAAAUAAAGAAUAACUUAUAGCUUGCUAAUAAUAGUGUGCAUGGUGAAUUAUAUUUCUAAUUUAAAAGAAAAUUAAAUUUGUCCCUUUUAUUCGGUGCAAGAUGCAAGAUCAAAGAUAAUGUUAUAAAGAAAUAUAUUUUUCCUGUUUAAUCCCACCAAAAUAACACUUUUAUAAUAUAUUUUUUCUAAAACUUAUUGGAAACUAAGCAUACAUGUUACAUCCGUGAAAAAAAAUUAACUCUGAGGGUCUACCGUAUCCUUAAAUUAUUUUGUGUUCUCUGUUUUAUAAAGUUGUUAGAAUGUGUAACUUUAAGUAACGUUGAAAAACUUUUGCCUUCAAGAAAUUAUAAAUCGCCAUUAAGGUUUAUUUUCUUUAAUGUGUCACAGCUUUUGACAGAAAGUGAAUGAAUUUGAUUCAGUUUAUAUGUUUUAUGUGAUCUGAAUCCGAAAAAAGUAUUUUAAAAACAAUUUUAUGAAAACGAUCCUCAGAAACCAUGGGAAAAUCCAAGGUUUCCCCGACGUUAAAAUUCAACGAAGUUAAAACAAACUAGUUAAAAUUAAUAUUGCAUUUGUUAUUUUGUGUGUCCGUAGCACGACCUUAUUUUGUUCAUAGACUGAAUACGAGUGUUAUUAAUAGAGAGAGAUAAAGAUAAUGUAUACCACAAUAAUAGUGUAUACUUCGAUAGAUAUUUUGUAUACCCGAAUAUAAAAAAAUUGAUAUAAGUAAAUUAUUUUUUGUGACUAAUUAUGAAUGUUGGUAAUUUGCACAUGUAUUUGAAAUUUUUGGACUUUAGUCUAAAUUUUUUAUAUAAAUUAUAAAUUAUAAAUUUUUAUAUAAAUUUUAUUUCCAUAAACUAAUUGAGUUACGACAAUAUAUGUAACAGUAGUAAUAACACGAAUGUAAAAUCAUUUGAGAAAUGAGUUGCCACUAAAUAAUCCUUUUGCAGAUUUGUAAUGUUUUAUAAUUGAUAUUUUAUAUGAAGUUAUUAUUUAAAAAAGCACUUUGCCUUCUUCAAAAAAUUAUAUUCUGAACCUCGUCUCCAGGGCUCGUUAAGUUUUUAUAUUUUGACGGAACAGGUAGCUUUGAUUUUAUCAUGGAUCACUAUCACUACCUGAGCAGAAAAGAAACAAGGCUUGUGCGUCUGUUUGACCCAUACAACAAUCAGAACUUUUCAAUUGUUUUUCUGCCUAAGUGGAUUUUUCCACGGGCCUAAUCUACUAGUCUAUAUAAUAAUACGCCAGUUCCGUGUGUCUGUAACAGGCAAAGUGGAUGUGUGUUUUUUUAAAGAAACAGCCGCGGUAACAUGCCACUUUUGCUAAAAUUUUAUUUUUAUUUUGUCUUUUGUGUGCUUUUUCAAAUUGAUUUAAAAUUUUUGUUUUGAAAAGUCACGGUUAAUUUAUUUUAUUGUUUUCAUAAAAACCUUUGUGUAAUGAUGUAAACUUUAUUACACAAAAGUCACGGGUAAUUAAUUUUUAUUAUUCCGUAAAGCGCGUGUCUAUUGUUUACUGUUAUAUGAAACA